Messenger RNA from Suncus etruscus (white-toothed pygmy shrew), 10413 nucleotides. RefSeq names its product collagen type VI alpha 3 chain (gene COL6A3). Gene Ontology annotation, molecular function: protein binding; serine-type endopeptidase inhibitor activity. The record is from RefSeq and is a predicted model, not a curated record. The transcript is spliced from 50 exons. Bases 1 to 9966 code for a protein of 3321 amino acids. Lineage: Eukaryota; Metazoa; Chordata; Mammalia; Eulipotyphla; Soricidae.
AUGGCCCAUUUGUAUCUGGCACCUGCUGUCAUCCUGCUCCAACUCCCUAGCUUGUGGCAGCUGCCCAGUCAAUGUUGUGAUGCUCCUGUGCUGCAGGAACUCGUCCCUGGGCUGGGCACACGCCCAGCCCAAAAGGUGACGGAUGAGGAGAUGGAGGAGGAGGAGGAGGAUGAAGAGGAGGCGGAGAAAGAGGUGGAAGAGGACGUAGAGGAGGUAGAGGAAGAAGAAGAGAAGGAGGAGGCUAUGAAUGGGUUUUCUUCCUCCUUUUUCCUUUUUUCCAACCAUUGGGGGAUCCACAAUGGUUGUGUGAAUGCGAUUGAUAAUGUGAAUGUGGAUGCGCAUAAGUGUAUUAAUAGCCAGUGUGCUGAGUGGGAUUCAAGUUUGCUGCCCUGUGCCUACUACAGGCAGGAGGGAUUCAUUGGCAAGGCCAAGAACUCUAUAUUAGUGAGCCUGAUUGACUUCUGCUAUGGUCAGAACUGGCCAAGUUCACAUCCGUGCCAAGCUACAGCCACCAUGAGGAGUCAGUGGCACCUGCACACUGCCCUCCUCUGCCUCCUGGUCUCAGGCUUGCCCUUCACACAGCCCCAGCCCCAGCCUCAGGGUGCAGCGGUGAGAAACAGUGCGGCUGCCGAUAUAAUAUUUCUAGUGGAUUCCUCUUGGAACAUGGGGAAGGAACAUUUCCAACUUGUCCGCCAGUUUCUUUAUGAUGUUGUACGGGCUCUAGCGGGAGGAGAGCAGGAUUUUCAUUUUGCUCUGGUCCAGUUCAACGGCGACCCCAAAACUGAGUUCCUGUUAAAUACCUACCACACCCCACAAGAAGUGCUCUCUCAUAUUUCCAACUUGACUUACACUGGGGCCAGUGACCGGAGUGGAAAAGGCUUAGAGUAUGUAAUGCGGACCCACCUGUCGCGGGAGGCUGGGAGCCGGGUCGGUGAUGGAGUCCCACAGCUGAUCAUGGUACUGAGCCACGGACCAUCGGCAGGACCCAGCCUGGCCCUGCCCACCGCGGGACUUACAUCGGCGGCAGCUGCUGCUAAUGUGUUUGCGGCAAGAGCCCAGGAGCCGCUCCGAAUGCAUGUUUCCAACCUAGAGAAUUUUACUUCCCUUCCCAACUUAGUGGGUUCCUUAGUGUCCUGGGUGCAAUCCUCUGUGGCAACAGGAGAGACCCCUAAAGACCUCACAGCACAAGAUUCUGCUGACCUUAUUUUCCUUAUUGACGGAUCCAACAGCACCGGAAGUGUCAAUUUCGCAAUCACGCGUGACUUCCUUAUAAAUCUCCUUGAGAGACUUUCAGUGGGCCCUCAGCAGAUCCAUGUGGGGGUGGUCCAGUAUAGUGAUGAGCCCAGGACUGUGUUUGCGCUGGAUACCUAUUCCUCAGGGGCGCAAAUCCUGCAGGCAGUGAAGGCCAUGGGGUUUGCAGGUGGGGAGUUUGCUAACCUGGGCCUUGCCCUGGAUUUUGUGAUGGAGAAUCAUUUUACUCGGGCAGGGGGUAGCCGUGCAGAGGAAGGGGUUCCCCAGAUACUGGUGCUCCUAAGUGCCCAGCCAUCGAGUGAUGAGAUCAGUGAUGGGGUGGUGUCAUUGAAGCAGGCUAGCGUGUUUGUGUUUGGUCUGGGCACCCGGGCCGCCUCCAGGGCUGAGCUCCAGCAAGUAGCCACCAGCGACAGCCUGGUGUUCAUGGUCCCGGAAUUCCAUAAUUUGGGGGACCUCCAAGAGCAGUUACUGCCCUACAUUGUUGACGUGGCCCAAAGACGCAUUGUCUUGCAGCCACCAACCAUUGUCUCAGAAGUUAUCGAGGUGAACAAGAGAGACAUAGUGUUCCUUGUGGACGGCUCUGCCUCGUUGGGCCAGGCCAACUUCAACGCCAUUCGUGACUUCCUCUACAAAAUCAUCCAGAAGCUGGAGAUUGGCCAGGACCUUGUCCAGGUGGCUGUGGCACAGUAUGCAGACACUGUCAGGCCCGAGUUCUACUUCAAUACCCAUUCCAACCGGAGAGAGGUGCUGGCCGCCGUGCGCAGGAUGAAGGCCCUUGAUGGCUCGGUUCGCUACACUGGCUCUGCCCUUGACUUCGUCCGCAAUAGCCUAUUCACAAGCACCACUGGCCACCGUGCCUCUGAGGGGGUCCCCAAGCUGCUAGUGCUGAUCACAGGUGGGAGGUCACUGGAUGAAGUCAGCCAGCCAGCACAGGAGCUGAAGAGGAGCGGCGUCAUGGCCUUUGCUGUGGGGAACAAGGCGGUCGAUGAGGCCGAGCUGCGGGAGGUGGCAUUUGAUGAGUCCCUGGUAUUUGUCCCGGCUGAGUUCCGUACAGCACCCCUGCAACAACUUCUGCCUAGCCUGGUGGCCCCUCUCAGGACCCUCUCUGGGACCAUGGAAGCUCACGCAAACAAGAGGGAUAUUGUUUUCCUCCUGGACGGCUCCCUGGACGUUGGCGAGACCAACUUCCCGUACGUUCGGGACUUUGUGGCCAGUGUGGUCCGCAACCUAGACAUUGGACACGACAGCAUCCGCGUGGGUUUAGUGCAGUUUAGCGACAUGCCAGCCACCGAGUUCUCCCUAGACACUUACCACUCCAAGUCUCACCUGCUGGCUGGCCUGAGGCAGCUGCAGUUCCGGGGGGGCACGGGCCGCAACACAGGCGCUGCCCUCAGCUACGUACAUGCCCACCAUUUCACGCCUGAGGGCGGCAGCAGGAUCGCUGACCACGUGCCGCAGCUCUUGCUCCUGCUCACAGCCGGCCCGGCUCACGACGCCUUCCUGCCAGCUGCCAACAGCCUGGCACGUGCCGGGGUUCUGACCUUUUGUGUGGGGGCUGGCAGGGCCAACAAGGCAGAGCUGGAGCAGAUCGCGUUUAACCCCAGCCUGGUGUAUCUCAUGGACGAGUUCAGCUCUCUGCCAGCCCUGCCACAGCAGCUGAUCCAGCCCCUCACCACCUACGUUAGUGGGGGUGUGGAGGUGAUGCACUCCCAGCCAGAGACCAAGAGGGACAUCCUGUUCCUGUUCGAUGGUUCGGCCAACCUCGUGGGCCAGUUCCCAGCUGUGCGCGACUUCCUGUACAAAGUCAUUGAGGAGCUGGACGUGCGGCCAGAUGGGACUCGGGUGGCCGUGGCCCAGUUCAGUGACAACGUGCGAGUGGAGUCGCGCUUCAGUGAGCACCAGAACAAGCCCGAAAUUCUUGGGCUGGUGAAGAAGAUGAAAAUCAAGACAGGCAAAGCACUCAACCUGGGUUACGCGCUGGAGUUUGCGCUACAACAGUUGUUUGUGAAGGAGGCUGGAAGCCGUGUGGAAGAUGGGGUGCUGCAAUUCCUGGUGCUGCUGGUAGCUGGCAGGUCCUCAGACAAUGUGAUGGGUCCAGCCCAAGACUUGCGCCAGAGUGGUGUGAUACCCUUCAUCUUCCAGGCCAAGAGUGCUGAGCAGGCCGAGUUAGAGCUCAUUGUGCCCAACCCCGCUUUCAUCCUGGCCACAGAGUCACUCCCCAAGAUCGGGGACCUCCAGCCUCACAUUGUGAAUCUCCUGAAAACCGUGCAGAGUGGGGUGUCUGCUCCAGCUUCAGGAGCGAAGGACGUGGUAUUUCUCCUGGAUGGCUCUGAGAGUGUGCGGACUGGCUUCCCUUUGCUCAAGGACUUUGUGCAGAGCGUGGUGGAGAGCCUAGAUGUGGGUCCGGAUCGUGUGCGAGUAGCACUGGUGCAGUAUAGUGACCGAACCCGGCCUGAGUUCUACCUCAACUCCCACAUAGACCAACAGGGCGUGCUCAAUGCCGUCCGCAACCUGAGGCUGCUGGGGGGACCCAUGCCCAACACUGGAGCUGCUCUGAACUUUGUCCUGAGGAAUGUGCUGGUGGAGUCUGCGGGCAGUCGCAUCUUGGAUGGUGUCCCCCAGCUCCUGAUGGUCCUUACUGCUGACCGUUCAGGGGAUGAUGUGCAGGGCCCCUCAGUGGUCCUGAAGAGAGGAGGGGCUGUGCCCAUUGGCAUAGGCAUUGGCAACGCGGACAUCAGCGAGAUGCAGACCAUUUCCUUCAUCCCUGACUUCGGCAUGACCAUCACCGACUUCCGGGAGCUGGGCACUGUCCAGCAGGUGGUCUCUAAGCAGUUGGUGCAGCUGAACCGGGAAGAAGUGGAGCGGAUAAGAAGGGAACCCAUCCCAGAGCCCAUGCCGUCUGCAGGCAUAGACAACAAGCGGGACGUAGUCUUCCUCAUUGAUGGCUCCCAAACUGCAAGUCCUGAGUUCUCGCACAUCCGCACCCUCCUGGAGAGGCUGGUGGGCUCCCUGGACGUGGGCAUGGACACAACACGCGUGUCAGUGAUCCAGUUCAGCGAGGACCCUAGGGUGGAGUUUCUGCUCAACACCCAUUCGAGCAAGGACGAUGUUCUUAGUGCCCUGAAGGGGCUGCGCCCCAAAGGUGGGCGACUGGUCAACCUUGGGGGUGCCCUGGAGUAUGUGUCCAAGAACAUCUUCAGGAGGCCCCUGGGGAGUCGCAUUGAAGAGGGCGUCCCCCAGUUCUUGGUGCUCAUCUCCUCUGAGAGGUCCAGUGAUGAAGUGGAUGAGCCAGCAUUCGUGCUCAAGCAGUCGGGUGUGGCCCCUUUCACCAUUGCCAGGAAUGCUGACCGAGAGGAGUUGGUCAAGAUCUCCCUGAGCCCUGAGUACGUGUUCUCAGUGGGCUCGUUCAGGGAGCUGCCGAGCCUGGAGCAGAAGCUGCUCAGCCCCAUCACCACGCUGACCACUGAGCAAAUCCAGCAACUACUGGCUGCCACACGCUACCCACCCCCAGCAGUGGCAAGUGAUGCAGCAGACAUAGUCUUCCUGAUUGACAGCUCUGAUGGUGUGAAACCUGACGGCAUCGCCCAUAUCCGGGACUUUGUGAGCCAGAUAGUUCGGAAACUCAACAUUGGUCCCAAUCGAGUGAGGGUUGGCGUGGUCCAGUUCAGCAAUGAGGUGUACCCAGAAUUCUACCUGAAGACCCACAAGUCACAGGGCCCCAUGCUGGAGGCCAUCCGGCGCCUGAGGUUCAAAGGAGGGGCCCCAUUGAACACUGGCAAAGCUCUGGAGUAUGUGGCCAGAAAUCUCUUUGUUAAGUCAGCCGGGAGCCGCAUAGAAGAUGGGGUACCUCAACAUCUGGUGCUGUUUCUGGGAGGCAAAUCCCAGGAUGAUGUGUCCAAGUUCUCGCAGGUGAUCAGGAGGUCAGGGAUCAUGAGCUUGGGGGUUGGAGACCGAAACAGCGACAGGAGAGAGAUGCAGGUCAUCACCAACAAUCCAGGCCAGGUGGUCAUCGUGCAGGAGUUCAGAAACUUGCCCAAUGUAGAAGACAAGGUCAUGAGCUCCUUUGGCGCCCCCGGAAUCACACCUGCACCUCCUGAUGUGGACACGUCCUCCCCCUCUCGACCAGAGAAGAAGAAAGCUGACAUUGUGUUCUUGCUGGAUGGCUCCAUCAACUUCCGGAGGGAGAACUUCCAGGAGGUGCUGACUUUUGUGUCCGAGAUUGUGGAUACACUCUAUGAGACGGGUGACUCUAUCCAGGUGGGGUUGGUGCAGUACAACUCAGACCCCACAGACGAGUUCUUCCUGAGGGAAUUUUCCACCAAGCAGCAGAUCCUCGAUGCCAUCAGCAAGGUGGUAUACAAGGGUGGGCGUCAUGCCAACACCAAGGUGGGCGUGGAGCACCUUCGGCUGCACCACUUUGUGCCGGAGGCAGGCAGCCGGUUAGACCAGAGAGUCCCACAGAUCGCUUUUGUCAUCACGGGUGGGAAGUCGGUGGAGGAUGCACAACAGGCCAGCCUGGCACUCACGCAGCGGGGCGUCAAGGUGUUUGCAGUGGGUGUGAAGAACAUCGACUCCCAGGAGGUGAGCAGGAUUGCAUCCAACAGUGCUACUGCCUUCCGUGUGGGGAACGUCCAGGAGCUGUCGGAGCUGAGCGAGCAGGUGCUGGAGACUCUAUAUGAUGCUAUGCACGAGACUUUGUGUCCUGGGGUUACUGAUGUCUCCAAAGUCUGUAACCUGGAUGUGAUUCUGGGCUUUGACGGCUCGAGCAAUCAGAAUGUAUUUGUGGCUCAGAAAGGCCUCGAGGCCAAAUUGGACCUCAUCUUGAACCGAAUCAGCCAGAUGCAGAAGAUCAGCUGCAGUGGCGGCCAGACACCCACUGUGCGGGUAUCAGUGGUUGCCAACACGCCAUCAGGUCCUGUGGAGGCCUUUGACUUUGCCGAGUAUGAGCCGGAGCUGCUGGAGAAGUUCCAUGGGUUACGCAGCCAGCACCCGUACAUCCUCACUGCAGACACGCUCAAGGUCUAUCAGAAUAAGUUCAGCAAGUCUUCUCCUGACAGUGUAAAGGUGGUCAUUCAUUUCACUGACGGGGCAGAUGGGGAUCUAGCCGAGCUCCAGAAAGCGUCUGAGUUGCUCCGACAAGAAGGUGUCCACGCCUUCAUGCUGGUGGGCCUGGAGCGUGUGGUUGACUUGGAGAGGCUAAUGCACCUGGAAUUCGGCCGCGGCUUCAUGUACAACAGGCCGCUGAGGGUGAACCUGUUGGAUCUGGACUAUGAAAUCGCAGAGCAGCUGGAUAACAUCGCAGAGAAGACAUGCUGCGGGGUCCCCUGCAAGUGCUCCGGACAGAGGGGUGACCGAGGGCCUGUGGGCAGCAUUGGGCCCAAGGGUGUUUCCGGAGAAGAUGGAUUCCCAGGUUACCCAGGAGAGGAGGGCGGACCUGGCGAGCGGGGUCCCCCAGGUGUGAACGGCACUCAAGGCUUCCAGGGCUGCCCUGGGCACCGGGGUACUAAGGGCUCACGUGGAUUCCCUGGAGAGAAGGGAGAACUGGGAGAAAUUGGCCUGGAUGGCUUGGAUGGGGAAGAGGGAGACAAAGGGUUUCCCGGUUCUUCUGGAGAGAAGGGCGGUGUGGGAAGAAGGGGGGACAAAGGACCGAAAGGAAUCAAAGGAGAGAGAGGAGACAUUGGCAUCCGAGGUGACCCUGGCGAGUCGGGCCGGGACAGCCUGGAGCCAGGACCCAAAGGCGAAGCUGGGGACUUCGGCCCCAUGGGUCUGCCUGGAUUUGAUGGCCCAUCUGGGAUCCCUGGGACCCCUGGAAAAGAUGGUGGCUUUGGCCGGAGAGGACCAGCAGGAGCUAAGGGGAGUCCGGGCAGCCCUGGCCAGCAGGGCACAGUGGGCGAGCAUGGUCCUCGAGGGUCACAGGGCCCGCCUGGCCCCACUGGCCCCCCAGGGCUCAUCGGGGAACAAGGCAUUCCUGGUGCCCGGGGAAAUGGAGGAUCUCCGGGAGCACCAGGUGAACGUGGCAGGAACGGUCCCCUGGGAAGAAAGGGUGAGCCUGGAGACCCAGGCCCUGUGGGUGGCAUCGGGAACCCUGGCCCCCGAGGGGAGACGGGAGAUGAUGGACGUGAUGGGGUUGGAGGUGAUGGACGCAGAGGCAAGAAGGGAGAAAGAGGGUUUCCUGGCUACCCAGGCCCGAAGGGCACCCCAGGUGAGCCAGGCACCAGUGGAAGUCCAGGGCCCAAAGGAAUCAGAGGCAGAAGGGGAAAUUCGGGACCUCCUGGGGCUGGAGGACAGAGGGGAGAACCUGGCCAUCCUGGACCCCCUGGUCACAAAGGCAACCGUGGUGACUCGGUGGAUCAAUGCGCCCUGGUCCAGAACAUCAAGGACAAGUGCCCUUGCUGUUAUGGUCCCCUGGAAUGUCCUGUUUUCCCUACGGAGCUGGCCUUCGCCUUAGACACCUCCGAGGGUGUCACUCAGGAUGUGUUCAGCCGCAUGAGGGAUGUGCUCUUGGGCUUGGUGGGUGACCUGACAAUCGCUGAGAGCAACUGCCCACGGGGGGCCCGUGUGGCCGUGCUCACCUACAACAAUGAGGUGACCACGGAGAUUCGCUUCGCCGACUCACGCAGGAAGGCGGCUCUCCUGGACAGCAUCCGUAACCUGCAGGUGGCCCUGACAUCCAAGCAGCCCAGUCUGGAGACAGCCAUGGCCUUUGUGGCCCGGAACACAUUCAAGCGUGUCCGAAGCGGCUUCCUCAUGCGCAAGGUGGCCGUGUUCUUUAGCAACAAGGCAGUGCGCGCUACCCCUGAGCUCCGUGAGGCUGUACUUAAGCUCUCGGAUGCGGGCAUCACACCCCUGUUCCUUACCAGUCAAGAGGACCGCCAGCUGGUCAAUGCCCUUCAGAUUAACAACACAGCUGUCGGACACGCACUUGUCCUGCCAGCACGGAGGGACCUUGCGGACUUCCUGAAGAAGGUGCUGACCUGCCACGUUUGCUUAGAUAUCUGCAAUAUUGACCCGUCUUGUGGCUUCGGAAGCUGGAGACCCACGUUCCGGGACCGGCGGGCAGCAGGCAGCAACAUGGACAUGGAUGUAGCCUUCAUUCUGGAUAGUUCGGAGACCACCAGCCUGUUCCAGUUCAAUGAGAUGAAGAAGUACAUCGCCCACCUGAUCCGGCAGCUGGACCUGAGCCCAGACCCUAAGGCCUCCCAGCAUCUGGCUCGGGCGGCCAUAGUGCAGCAAGCGCCAUACAACGAGGUGGUGGGGAAUAUCAGCUUGGUGCCUGUGCAGGUGGAUAUAUCCCUCACCAACUUCAGCUCCAAGGAGUGGCUGCUGGGCUUCCUCAGUCAUGGGCUAAGGCCACUACAAGGUGGCAGGGCGCUGGGCCGUGCCAUUGAGCACACUGUGGGCCGUGUGUUCGAGCGUGCACCACACCCCCGGGACCUGAAGGUGCUGGUGUUGCUGCUGACAGGUGCCGUGCAGGGCUCAGAACUGGCGGAGGCGAGACAGGCAGUGCUUCGGGCCAAGUGCAAGGGCUACUUCUUGGUCAUACUGGGCAUCGGGCCUGAGGUGAAUGUCGGGGAUCUUCAGGCCUUUGCCAGUGAACCCAGUGACGUCUUCUUCAAGCUGGUGGACAAGGCCAGCGAGCUGGCAGAGGAACCGCUUUUGCGCUUCGGGAGGCUGUUACCAUCCUUCAUAGGAAGCCAGAAUGCGCUUUCCUUGUCCCCGGAUAUUAGAAAACAAUGUGAUUGGUUCCAAGAGGAACAACUGGCCAGGACACCUGUGAAGUUUGGCCACCGUGGUGUGAGUAUAAAUAUUCCAAAUAAUGCCUCUUCAAGUACAUCACCCAAACCUGUGAGCACAAGGAAGCCAGUGACCACAACAGAACGAACAGUCAGCACGGCCAAGCCCAUAGUGACAGCCCGCAUGCCAGCGGCUAAGCCUGCAGCCCCUGCCAGAACCCCCAUGGCUGUGAAACCAGGGCCUGUAAAGCCACCUGCAGCCGCCAAACCUCCCACCACAGUCGCCAAACCUCCCACCGCAGCCGCCAAACCUCUCACCACAGCCACCAGGCCUGGGCCCCUCAAGCCAGAGUCUCCCAGGUCCCAGGAGCCCAAACCUGCCACCUCCAAGGCAGACAACACAAAGCCUGCAGGCCCUGCCUCCCAGGAGGUCCGUGUGUCCGAGAUCACAGAGAAUAGCGCCAAGCUGAGCUGGGAAAGGCCUGAGCCCCCUAGCCCCUAUUUUUAUGAUCUGACGGUCACCUCAGCCCAUGACCAGUCCCUGGUCCUGAAGCAGAACCUGACAGUCACUGACCGCAUCAUCGGGGGGCUUCGGGCUGGUCAUGUGUACCGUGUCUCCGUGGUCUGUUACCUGAGGUCCCAGGUCCGCGCUGCUUACCAUGGGAGCUUCAGCACAAGAAAGGUCCGGUCUCCAGCUCCUGAACCCGGGCGGUCAGUUGCCAGCACCAGCGUCAAAUUAGUCGUGAACCAAGACCCGCUGGUUCACACAGAAGCAGAUAUCUGUCAGAUGGCCAAAGACAUAGGAACUUGCCGGAAAUUCAUAUUAAAAUGGUACUUCGACGUAGGGACCAAUAGCUGUGCACGUUUUUGGUAUGGUGGCUGCGGUGGAAACGAAAACAAGUUUGAUUCACAGAAAGAAUGUGAAAAGGUUUGCGCCCCUGCACUGCUCAAAGCUGGAGUGGCCACCGCGCUGGAGAACUAGGUGGCCCACUGGGCACACAUACCUCUUGGGGAAGGAACUGACCCUCUGCAAAAGCUCCAGGCAGAGCCCUAACACUGUGCUCGUUCCAACUCCCCUGAUGCUCAAGACUUGGGACGCAAGCUCUGCCUCCAAUCGACCCGUCCAUUGGUGCUAACUGUGUCUGUGGGACCAGUGUUCUCUGGCUCCAGAUGAUUGUCUCGUAGCCCUGGAAUUUUGUAGAAUACUCAGUCCCUGGUGCUUCCAGACUCACCUCCCCAGGCUCCUGCCUCUGUUGGCAGGUAAAAAACCUGAACACAACCCAUGCCUUACUUCUUCCAGAUUCUUCUGCGUGCCUCCUCCUUCUUCCCCCGAUGAAGCGUGACCUUAGAUGUAAAGCCUUGUAGCAUCAAGAUGCUAGACCCACUGGCCCUUUUCUGGCUCCCCAUUUCCUGGGGGAGAUUUCACGCU